This is a messenger RNA of Dovyalis caffra, 180 nucleotides long. The record is from the annotation of a GenBank genome assembly. NCBI's taxonomy places the organism in Eukaryota, Viridiplantae, Streptophyta, Magnoliopsida, Malpighiales, Salicaceae.
AUGUUUUCAGUUACUCCCUCGAUGCUUGACAUUCUUAAUCCAAUUGCUUCUUUUAAGAUUGAGAUUGAGAUUGAGACGAUCAGUCCAUUCAGUGGGUUCCCUCUAUCAAAGGAGGGAUGUGAUACAUAUACCCAACCAAGGUCGUCUUCUUCAAUAAUAAUCCUGUCCCAUGCAGAGUAG